Molecule: messenger RNA, 927 nt
Organism: Psilocybe cubensis
Lineage: Eukaryota; Fungi; Basidiomycota; Agaricomycetes; Agaricales; Agrocybaceae
Exons: 7
Coding region: 1-927 (308 amino acids)
Source: RefSeq, a predicted model, not a curated record
AUGGCACUACCCUCCGCUGGUCCAGAGGCUCAAAAUGCCCUCUUCGAAAAUCAUUCGGAAUCUGAACACGUACCUCCAACGUUGAAACGAGCCGUGCUGCGGAUGCAAUUCCCCCCGUCGUAUGUUCUUGUCGGUGUAUACAGGCUAUUUACAGACAAGAACCUAUACAAACCAGCAUGGGAUAAAUGUAAGCAUGCUACUAGGCGGGGCGCCAUUGUAGGAUCAAUAUGGGCCGCUCUGACGUUUUCAAUCCAAAAGAAGUUCAUCGAAAUAUUUCUCUCAAACUCUCCAAGAAUUACUGGCUUGUCGAGAGAUGACACAGUUUUCGGAUACCACGUUCCUUUCAGUUUGUAUACUUACGCAACAAUAAUGAUUCUUGGAUCUCAAGUCACCUAUAUCCUGCGGUUCUUCCUUAGCCGAAACAUUCGCAUUGCACGCGACCGAGCAUGGGACCAAACAGUGGCAUCUCGAGGGAAGGGACCAGACUUUUGGCAGCCAUACGUCGAAGAAUGGGAAACUCCGCCAAACUUGAACCUCGAGACGAAACAGGAUAAACUCAUCAAGAAAUGGCUAGGAGGGUGGUUCGGGCUUUUCGUCGUGAAGAGAGUUCUUCUUUCACCCUUCCAGGUGUACCCAUUUGUCGGGAUGGUUGUGUCUGCCUGGUUCAAAGCUCUAGGAACUUCCCGGUUCCUACAUCAACGGUAUUUCCAAGCUAAGAAAAUGACGGACAAGGAAAUAGCAGUGUUCAUGCAGGAGCGUAAAUGGGACUAUCGAAUUUUCGGCUUUACUGCUGCUCUAUUGGAAGGGAUCCCCAUUAUAGGACUUGUUUUCACGGUUUCAAAUCGUGUCGGAGCAGCAAUGUGGGCUCACGAUCUGGAGAAAAGACAACAUUACAUCGCCGAAGAGCGUGGUCGAAAGAAAAACUAA